AUGGCGGACCUGAUGGACCAGGUUCAGGCUCUGCUUGUUAGCUUCAGCGGCGAGUUGCUACUCUUCGGUGGAGCCUUCCUUCUUCAAUUCUUCCUGUUCGGCAACGUUCUGUGGCCUUGGCGCAAGCACGGCAAGGGAAAGGCGGGCAAGACCAAGGAGGACGGGACGAAGUUGAAUCACUCCCGUCUCGUGGAGGCCACCACAGAGGCAUACGAGCAGGGGGACCACCGCACUGUCUUGAGAAAAUGGGGUCUGCUCCAGCGUACUGGAGAGGUCCCAGCCGCUACACUGGUGCAGGUGGUGGAAUCGAUGCAGCGCCUGCGCAAGGACCGUUCCUUCAUCCUCCAAGAGGUGAAAGGUCUCGUGCUGAAAAGUGAGGCUUCGCAGAAUGUGGACUUCAUGAACGAGCUGCUGAUGCCGAUGAUGAAGUCUUUGGAUGCCGGCCUCGUCAACCAGCUGCUGAGCGUUUUUGCCCGCGUUGGCGUGAAUCCAGACAGCAGGACCUAUGAAAUCUUGAUGAACCUGCACUUUGCCACCAGGAGCUUCGAUGAGGUCCGGGAUCUGGCUUCGAAGAUGCGCAAGGAGGGGUUGAAGCCCACUCAGCGCUCCACCCUGGUCCUGCUGAAGACCGCCCUUCAGGAGGGUACGCUUCGCGAUGCCCUGGAGUGCUACAUCCAGGUCCCACCCGACACUUUGCCCAAGCACGUCGGCACUCAGCUGGUCGAAACGGCCUGCAGAGAGAGGAACGUCGCUGAAGUGAUGCCGCACCUGGAAUCUGGGCGCAUCCCGCUGACGGUGGAUUCCUUGAACCUGCUGCUAAAUGAGUCGCUGCGCAUCGAGAAUUCCAAGCUGGCAAAGCAGGCUCUGCAGCUCGCGGGCAGCCAGGGCUUGGAGAAGAACGGACGCACAUACAGCCUCCUCAUUCGUGCAGCUGGGGGCGACACGCAGGAGAUUCGCCGCAUUCUCGAAGAGCUGAGUUCCAUGGACAAUGUCGUGUUCCAAGCUGUGCUCGACGCGUGCGCAAAGACCGGUGACGUGGGCUUAGCAGAAACCCUCGCCAAGCGCUUAAACCCGGCCGAAGCCGGCCAGGCUCCGGCUUUCAUGUCCCUGAUCCGCUUCUACGCGGAGGCCGGGGAGCCGGCCCGAGCCUGCGACGUCUAUGGAGGCCUGAUGCAGAAGGGCGCAGAUGGACAGCCGCAUCGGCCCACUAUUGAUGCGCGCACGAAGCAUUGCCUCCUCUCGGCGGCGCAGAGCUGCGAGCGCCAGGAUCUCCUUGAUGAGUUGGUCGAUGCAGCGGACGCAUCGCAAGGCACUGUGUUCCCUCGUUUCAAAGACGGCAAGAGUGGCAGCAUUGACGGUGUUCUCAGCAUGCUCGAGGGCCCGACGAAGCUGCCGUCAACGGCCUGGAACAUCGCUCUGGACACCUGCGUGGAGUUUGGCGAGCUAGAGAAGGCCAAGCACCUGGCAAAAAGGAUGAAAGAAGCUGGCGUGAUCGACGUCGUAUCCUACAACACCUUGUUGAAGGCCUACGUGCGCCACAGCCUCUUCGACCAAGCCUGCUCUCUACUGAUGAGCAUGCGCCAGGAUGAGGUGCAUCGACCGAAUGCCGUGACUUACCACGAGCUGAUCAGCGGCCUCCUUAAGACCAACAAAGAGAUCCACAGGACCCGAGCCUGGGAGUUGGUCUCGGAGAUGCAGGCAGACCAGGUCGUUCCAAACAAGUUGCUCGUGGCCAACUUGCUGCGCAGCCUAAGGCCGAAAUCCUACGGCGCCGAGGUCACCCGGGCGAUGCAGCUGGUGGAUGCCGUCCAGCAUCAGGUGGACGAAGGCCUUCUCUGCACCGUUCUGGAAGCCGGUGUCCGUGUGGGCAAGGUCCAGGUGGUCCAGAAGAAGUUGAAGACCUUCUAUGGAGAGGGGGCGGAGUUCCCCGUGAAGGUGACCGGGGCCCAUUCCUUUGGCUCCCUCAUCAAGGCCUAUGGCUUUGUGAAGGAUGUGGCUGGUGCUUGGGCUUGCUGGCGCGAGAUGUCCAUGCUGCGUAUUCAGCCCACGAACAUCACCCUCGGCUGCAUGGUGGAGGCUGUGGCGAGCAACGGCGACGUCGAUGGAGCCCACGAGCUCGUCCAGAGGCUCUUGGAAGAUCCGGAGACGAAGUCGCAGGUCAACGCCGUCAUUUACGGGUCCAUCCUGAAGGGCUUCAGCCGCAAGAAGCGCAUGGACCGCGUCUGGGAUGCUUUCAACGAGAUGCAGGUGUACGGAAUUACACCGACACUCAUGAGCUUCAACGCAAUCCUUGAUGGCUGCGUGCGCAACGACGAGGUCGACAAGAUUGGUGGCUUACUCACCACCAUGCAGCAGUAUGGCUUCAAGCCGAACCUCAUCACAUACAGCACGUUGAUCAAGGGCUACUGCGCCGCUGGAGACAUGCAAAGUGCCUUUGAGGUCUUUCGGGACCUCCGCUCCGGCUCGGAGGCUCCCGACGAGGUCGUGUACAACACCCUCCUUGACGGCUGUUUACAAGCUGGCCUGGCCGAUGAAGGGGAGAACCUGGUGGAGACCAUGAUGGAUCAGGGAUUGGCUCCCAGCGUCUACACCCUGAGCUCGCUGGUGAAGAUCCUGGCUGGUGCCAAGAGGUUGGAUCGUGCCUUCAAGGUCUGCGAGCAUGCCUCUUCCCGCUUUCGCUUCCGCUUGAAUGCCCAGCUCCAAACAGCUCUGCUCCAGGCCUGCAUCACCUGCAAGGCCUACGACCGUGGAGCUCGCUUCUACUUGAAAACACACAAGGACCGCCUAUCUGCAGACAAGAAGAUCUGCCAGUCGCUGAUCCGUGGUCUCGUCUACACAGGGAAGGUGGAGCUGGCAGCGGAUUUGCUCCGUGCCAUGCUUGGGAUUAGUGGAGCCUCCGAGGCUGCAAGCCAGCAUCGAGCAGCGCAGGACUUCGAUCAGGCUCUAUCUGUGGAAGUUCUCAAAGCCAUGGCAGAGGCCAAAGGCUACCAUUCGGGACAAGCUAUGAGCCUCUUCCAAGAUCUGAAGGCUGUAAAGCCGGAUUUGGAGCUCGACUACGACCUGCAGCUGAGGAUGGAAUCUCGAGGUACCAAGAUCUCCAAGCCUUACCGUUGA
This is a messenger RNA of Symbiodinium sp. CCMP2456, 3114 nucleotides long. The record is from the annotation of a GenBank genome assembly. NCBI's taxonomy places the organism in Eukaryota, Dinophyceae, Suessiales, Symbiodiniaceae.